AUGCCGCUGCUACUCGUCGUCUACACGGUACUAUUUCUUGCUGCAUUUGGCAAUGCUGCUGGAACACCACCGAUAGGCUAUCAGAGACAGACAUUACUAUCCAAAUCCGCCCUAGGCAAUGAUUCAUCCAAGACGGCCUCAUGCUCAACAUGUUCACUAUAUGAGCCAGCAGAGCAAGUGACUGCUCCAAAGGCCAAUGCCUGGGCUCAAAUAGCACCGGAAGAUAAUCUGGCUGUCUGGAAUCUUCUUCACGACCCUGCUUCUAAGUUAAAUCUAACCGAUCCAGAUACGGCAAAGGUGAACGACAACUACGUAUGGUAUAUAGAUACCGUGCCCGUCAACAAAUCUGAUGUACUUCCAUACCUAGAUGGAUCAGGGCCAAAGCCUAGUUCGUGGGCUCGGGUUAUCAUAUUCGAAGGUGGCAAACAUGAGCCGGUGUCACAAGAGUACAUGGUCGGUCCUUUGCCUGUGUCGAGUGAGACUGUUAUCCAGAAACUGGACUAUCCGUUCAAUGGCGGGACAGGAGGUGCCGUGCCUUUCAACGGGCGAUUUUUCGAUGAGAAGCGACGUGAGGCCGCAGAACCCCUAUUGGUUUCCGUGAUGUCUAACCUUACUGAUAUUACGUCUGCGCUCCUCGGUGGUGUUUUCUACGGCUAUAAUGAUUCCAGGUCGACUCUGGUAGCGGCUCCUACUACUCCCACGUCAUUUAACGGAAGCCAGGCGUUUCAGGUCAUUAUGUUUAGGCUUCCUGGGCCUGCUAGUUAUCUGAGGCCACUAGAUUUCUACGUUAUGCUCGACACCACUGGUACAGAUGCUUCGCUGUAUAAACUCAAGGGGCUGGUGACGAACACGCGAUUCUUUCGGACGGUCGCAGAGCUUCGCGCAGCAUUCAAAGCAGAUGAGUUAGUCGAGGAGUUUUACCAGCCGUCCGACUACGAUUGGGCGUUGGUCAAGUACAACGCUGCGAUGGGGACUCGUGAGCUGGAAGAUAAGUUCGCGCCGCAAAAUCUCGAAGUCGGUGGCAAGCGGUACAAGCUGGACUCGGAGCAAAAGUACGUCGAGUACCUGGGAUGGUCAUUCUACGUCGCCCACUCACAGACCCUCGGGAUCAUGCUCUAUGAUAUUCGCUUCAAAGGUGAUCGGGUGCUGUACGAGUUAUCGAUGCAAGAAGCCGCUGCGCAAUACGGCGGUUUCCAGCCAAAGGCCGCUUCGACCCUGUAUCACGAUACAUAUUUCCAGUUAGGCGCCGAUUUGUUCCCGAUGGUUGAGGGGUUUGACUGUCCGUUCGGCUCUACAUUCUGGAACGUGACUGUUCAUAAUGGGAAUACAUCUACCGUCAAUCCUAAUUCUAUCUGUAUUUUUGAGUCAGAUGCGGGGUUUCCCCUAUCUCGACAUCGCGAAGGGGACGUGUCUAACGACUACGGCUUCUCCAACCUGGGCGUUGUAAAAGGAUCGUUACUGACACUGCGCUCCAUCGCCACCGUAGGGAAUUACGACUAUCUAUUCGAUUACGCGUUCCAUAUUGAUGGUAGUUUGGAGAUCACGGUUCGAGCAUCGGGGUAUCUGCAAUCCUCCUUUUUCUUCCGCGACCAGGGUGCGUGGGGUCCUCGCAUCCAGGAGGCUACGCAAGGAUCGCUACACGAUCAUGUGCUAACCUGGAAAGCCGACUUCGAUAUCCUCGGCACUGAGAAUAAUCUUCAAGUAACAGAGCUCAAGACGGUCAACACGACGCAGCCAUGGUGGCCGGAGCUCGGCGAGUUCGAACAGAUUGCGCUGGAGACUUAUAAUGUCAAGAAAGAGCGAGAGCUAAGCUGGGCAAAUAAUGGGCAGCUCAUGUACGCUGUGAACCACGCCAGCGCGACGAAUAAAUGGGGUUCGCCGCGCGGAUACCGCAUCGUGCCAGGUAAAUCAAAUAUCCGGCUCAGCACGUUAAAGUCACCGUUCUCACGACACAACACCGCGCUGUCCAAAUCGCAUCUAGUCGUAACGCGGCAGCAUGAUACAGAGCCAUGGGGCAACAGUAUCCAAAACCUCAAUAUGCCCUGGAAGCCACAGCAGGACUUCUCCAAGUUCCUAGACGGCGAAAGCGUCGAGGACACGGACCUCGUUAUGUGGCUGAACCUGGGCAUGCACCACUUCACGCGUAGCGAGGAUAUCCCUGUAACACUGUACUCCGAAGCCGUCAGCAGCAUCAUGUUCGCGCCGCAGAACUUCUUCGAUCAAUCUCAGGACGGCGACCUUAAGAAUAGGAGGUGGUAUACUGCACCGGGGACGACGGACGAUAGCAAUGCGACGGAGCUUGUUAGCGAAACAUACGGGAUCGACUUGCCGCAGUGCAAUGUAGCGUUGCAAGAACCUACCGUCGCGCCUAUUAUACAGCUAUAA
Molecule: messenger RNA, 2385 nt
Organism: Daldinia loculata
Lineage: Eukaryota; Fungi; Ascomycota; Sordariomycetes; Xylariales; Hypoxylaceae
Product: amine oxidase catalytic domain-containing protein
Exons: 1
Coding region: 1-2385 (794 amino acids)
Biological process (GO): amine metabolic process
Cellular component (GO): plasma membrane
Molecular function (GO): copper ion binding; primary methylamine oxidase activity; quinone binding
Source: RefSeq, a predicted model, not a curated record